Molecule: messenger RNA, 1164 nt
Organism: Penicillium manginii
Lineage: Eukaryota; Fungi; Ascomycota; Eurotiomycetes; Eurotiales; Aspergillaceae
Product: CaiB/BaiF CoA transferase family protein
Exons: 1
Coding region: 1-1164 (387 amino acids)
Molecular function (GO): catalytic activity
Source: RefSeq, a predicted model, not a curated record
AUGCCCGCUCUCGACGGAAUCCGUGUUCUAGAACUCGCAGGCUUGGCCCCAGGUCCCUUUGCUGGCAUGAUGCUGGCGGACAACGGGGCAAGCGUGAUUCGUGUCGACCGAGUCAACCCACCUCACCAGCCUAGUCCCGACGUGCUUAUUCGGAAUAAGUCUUCUAUUCAAAUUGACCUCAAGAGUACUGCUGGGAAAGAUAUUUUUCUGCGCCUAGUCAAAGAAGCAGAUGUCUUAAUCGAUCCCUUUCGACCCGGAGUUCUCGAAAAGCUCGGCCUUGACCCGACCAACACGUUGCUGAAACUGAACCCUCGCUUGAUUGUCGCUCAACUCACGGGAUUCCGACGUGAUGGGAAAUAUGCGAAAAUGGCUGGCCACGAUAUCAAUUAUCUAGCCGUAUCUGGUGUCCUUUCCAUGCUGGGUCCCUCGCCGCGUAUUCCGCCAGACGGUCGCUUGCUUCCUCCGACCCCGCCGGGAAACAUUCUUGGUGAUUUUGCAGCUGGAGGACACAUGUGCGUGACUGGAAUCGUGAUGGCGCUCUUUGCUCGGUCGCAGUCCGGAAAGGGCCAAGUUGUGCACGCUAAUAUGGUGGACGGAGCGAAUUACCUCGCAACCAUGCCAAGAAUCUCGACUAAAAUCCCUGGUCAAUGGGAUCAACCUCGUGGCGAGAAUCUCUCCGAUGGAGGUUGUCCGUACUAUAACGUAUACGAGUGCAAGGACGAUGGCAAUUAUAUGGCCGUUGCUGGGCUCGAACCACAAUUCUUUUCGGAGUUGGUGAAGGGCUUGGGAUUGAGUAACCGAUCCUGGGUGGCUAAUAGGGACGAUCGGAAGUUCUGGCCUGAUAUCAAGAAUGCAUUUCAGAAAAGGUUCCGAGAAAAGUAUCGCAAGGAAUGGGAGAAAAUAUUCGAUGGUAGCGACGCCUGUGCCACGCCUGUGUUCACCCAUGCGGAACUGGAAGCCGCCGGAUAUGAACAACGCCCUGGAGUGACACUAACAGGAACGCCGGCCGUGGAUGGAGGUCUAAGGUCAGGUUGGGACGUUCGGGUUUUGGGACUUGGCGAGGGUGGCGAGAAGGCAUUAUCGAAGUGGAUGGGCUGGAAGCAGGGAAAUCAUUACGAGUCAGUCAACGGGGGGUUGCAGCUUAAGAAUAUCUCUAGGCUGUAA